CCGUUGCCGCAGUCCUGCGCACACACUGCCGGCUCGGUGGAAACCGAUUCAGUACGCCAUAACCCGUCCGGCCGUUCUCGUGGUCCGCGCGCUCGCCGCACACACUGCUCGUCACACACGUCACACGUACCUCGAGGAAAAGUUAUUGAGUUUUCUUGCGGAAAUAUUGUCGUGUGUUUUUUGGUGCUGACCGAUAAGACACUUGUGUUGUUCUGUUCGCCGGUCGGUUAUCACUCGAAUUGCACCUUUGAGUUCGCCAACAAACUUAUUAUCCUUCGGGACUGCAUUUUGACGUUAUAAUAUUUUUUCGGAUGACAUGUUGACAUGAUCGCGCACUCAGCUGGCUGCCUACACCUGUCGUCUGUUUUAGUAUGUCUUCUUCGUCUGGUAUCGCCGAACCGGACACAAUGAUUCAGGAUAGUGUUGCCGUGGCGUCUUACGCUCCGUCCAGCUUCUCGUUGAACGAGGAUUUCAAAUUAACUAAUCACAGCAGCGGCGGCGGUAUAGAUUCGCCACACCAUCAGGUUCUCUACAGCAGUCUGAGCAGUUCGCCGUCAUCCGGUUCGCCGUGCACCGUGUACGCCUACCAACCCUACCGGAAUUACGGUGCCAGCCAGUUUCACCAAACGGCCACCGAAAUUCAGCAACAACAAAUCCCCGUGACGCAAAUGGUGGUACCUUCGCCGGCAUCGCUGUCACUCGCGGGCGUCGCCCAAAAGUCUGCCGAAGAUCCGUCGUGUUGGCUGCAGCACAACGGCACCGGUCCGUUCGACCACUCUUCUCACCUACAACCGUCCCACCAACACCACCUUCAGCCUUACGGCCACCAGCAACACGGCCACCAUCAGCAACAGCGACACGAUUUGCCGACCAACGCGAAAAUGACUCAGCAGCAACAAAAGGCCGUUAAAGAGCAGCGCAUCCGAAGACCGAUGAACGCCUUUAUGGUGUGGGCCAAGGUGGAGCGAAAAAAGCUGGCCGACGAAAAUCCGGACUUGCACAAUGCAGAUUUGAGCAAAAUGCUCGGGAAAAAAUGGAGAAGUUUAACACCACAGGACCGUCGACCAUUUGUGGAGGAAGCUGAACGUUUGCGAGUGAUUCACAUGCAAGAGCAUCCUAACUAUAAAUAUCGACCACGACGGAGGAAACAUAAUAAACAGAGAGCAGGAUCUCCCACUUUAGCCACUUCUGCAGCCGCCAGCCAAUCUCCAAACUCUAGGCGCCCCAACUCUGUGGGCCAGGUGAAGCUGGUGCAGUACCCACCCAGCUCACCAUAUCAGAGUUCUUCGUAUUCAUCGCCGGCCAUGCACCAGCCGUACGCAUAUCAACCCUACAGUCCGUCUAAAACCACGUCCCCUUAUUAUCCUAACAGUGAAAGUCCUUAUUCUCCAGUUAGAGUAUCUGAAGUUAUUACACCUGAGUCGUCACCCACUUGUAGCCCAGAUCCCGAAAAGCCAUCAUUAACGGGAGCCGUAGAAGAAGCCGCUCCAUCAGCGAUUGAUAACAACGGUCGAGCAACUAGUAAGACACCCACACUACCCACGCCCGAACUUUCACCGAUGGAACCACCAUCAAAAGAUCUGCACCAGUACCGUGCCGAAGUCAAGUACGAAACUGACGACUUCGCCGGUUACUAUGGUCAAAAGCAGUCAACCACCAACAGCAAUCAUCACCGUCAAUUCAAUAAUAACAAUAACAACCAGAUACCGUCCUAUCAACCUGUACCAGGUUCUAUAGCUGCCAUGGGAGUAGCUAAAGGUAUGGUUAUGAUGUGCACUAAUCAACGUCUGGCUUACGAAAAUAACAGUAUAGUUACUGGAACGUUUUAUCCACCAAUUGCUACUUCGCAAGAUCAACAGGUAUUAGGUCCCAGUUCUCAACAAAUUCAACAACAACAGCAGCAGCAACAACAACAACAGCAGCAGCAGCAACAACAACAACAACAACCACCACAUUAUGCCAAUAGACCAUUUUAUUCGACAAGUGGAUUACACGCCAGUGGUACUGUUUAUACAAGCAGCAGCCCGUCUACAAUGAGACAGUCGGACGGAUACCAUGUAGUUGGCAACUUGCAGUUACAGGACGAGCAUCACAUGGCACCGUUACAACAAAACAACGACUACCAUCAUAGUAGCAACGGCGAGAUGAUGGAAAUGAGCUUUAUGGGUGGCAGUCACCAUCAGACGCCUUCCGAAUUGCUGCUGGCUAAUCUGCAGCGACCCAGAUCUCAGCAUUCCGAAAUAGAAACGGUGAGUGGCAGUAGCACUGAGAUAGACCGAUAUUUUAAGUACAUGGCUGGCCACCAACAACCAGAUAACAACCACAACUAUCAACAACAACAACACAACAUUUUCGUUCAAUCGUCACCACAACACCACCACCACCACCAUCACCAUCAACAACAGCAGCAACAGUACAACGCUUACUACCCGCCGCCUAUACAACACUUAAACCAUCAACAAACCGGAGUAGAUUCUCACAAUCACGUACAUCACCACGGAUCUUACAUGCUCAAUAAUUGUAUAAAAACAGAAUUCGACGGGUAUUCGACUGUCACUGCCGUAGACGGGAUUGGUGGCCUCCAGCAGCAUUAUCCAGACAUACAAAACCUUCCGGCAACAACAAAUAUGCAAAACGUAGCUGCAGCCGCCGCUGCCGCAGCCGCAGCUGCCGGUCAAGUGUUAACUGGUGGUAAGCCGGAUGAAGACUUCAGCGUUAUAUUGGCAGACGUUAGAAAAACUUGUUACAGCAGCUGAAAUUCCCACGAAAAUUGUUAGGAUUCAGUUUAAAAUUUAUCGACUGUGUCAAAUCAAACAUUUAUCUAGUUAUUUUCUUACAAUGUAAUGUUUUUUUUAUUUAGUUCGAAUAAUAUGUUAUUUUCGACAUGUUUAAACGAACAACAAAACUAUGUUAAACGUACAAGCAUAACGUUUUCCAUUUCUGUGAUUUUUUAUUGUAAUCGUACAUGCAAUGUAAUGGUUAAAGUUAAAUUGGACAAAAUUAAUAAUUUUUAUUUAGUUAGAUAAAAUAAAAACAGGGUUUUAAACAUUGUUUAUAGUUACGAGAUAAAAAAGUAAGAUAAUUACUUAUAUUAUUCAAUGCAAAACUAUACAAAACACUGUGCAAUAAUACGAACUUUUAGUAUAAUGUAACUAUGUUACUAUCGAAUAUUUUUGUUGUAAAUAUAAUCAUAAUUCAUGGAUUUUAUUAUAUAAUUGUACCUAAUGUGCAAAUAAAAUUGUUGGCUUUUGUAAUUAUUUUAUUUCGUUAUUCAUUGUAAAUGUGUUUUUUAUUAUUUAAAUUUGUAAUGCCUAAUUUUUAAAUGAACAUU
Messenger RNA from Daktulosphaira vitifoliae (grape phylloxera), 3331 nucleotides. Its product is annotated as alpha-protein kinase 1-like. Gene Ontology annotation, biological process: cell differentiation; regulation of DNA-templated transcription; anatomical structure morphogenesis. The coding region runs from base 372 to 2756 and encodes 794 amino acids. The transcript has 4 exons. Gene Ontology annotation, molecular function: RNA polymerase II cis-regulatory region sequence-specific DNA binding; DNA-binding transcription factor activity, RNA polymerase II-specific. Lineage: Eukaryota; Metazoa; Arthropoda; Insecta; Hemiptera; Phylloxeridae. The record is from RefSeq and is a predicted model, not a curated record.